Patella vulgata (common limpet) is the source of this 3438-nucleotide messenger RNA. RefSeq lists its product as uncharacterized. The transcript is spliced from 21 exons. Lineage: Eukaryota; Metazoa; Mollusca; Gastropoda; Patellidae. The record is from RefSeq and is a predicted model, not a curated record. The coding region runs from base 244 to 2454 and encodes 736 amino acids.
UUGAUACGGACAACAGGUCCAUUGCUGACCCUUUAUCCUAUGAAAGCCAUAUUCUGGUUGACAGUAUAUUCAUUCAAGCGUGCGACAAUGACGUAGAUGUAUAAAUUAGUUGUGAUCAGCUUCAAGUCUACACAGUGACUACAUUGACCACGCCGUGAUCACUUCAAAAGCUCUAAGCGGAAUUUAACUUCAUUAAUACCACUAAGCAAUAUAUAUCGACAGGUUAACUAGAAAUUAUACAACAUGAUGUAUAUAACCAAAUCAGCGGCGUAUUAUGCCUCCUCAGUAAUACUACUGGUUUUGUCAUGUGAUGGAUGUUAUACUAAUUACAACAAUUGCCAACAACAAUAUUUUACUGCUGCUGGCGCAGCAAGUAGCAGUGAUCCAACAUUGGCGCAACAGCAGCUCUGUGGAGCAGCGACAACGGCCAAGACCUGUUUAGAUAAUGACGCAGCUAACUGUCCUCCAGGAACUGUUGAACCCACAGGAUUUACCCAGAUUAAAACGACAAUAAACAACACAGUUAUUAGUUGUGAAAUGUCUGCCUGUGCACCUAAACAGCAGAUUUGCAGCAAUCAGACUCUUGAAGCUUACAACAAAUUGCAAACAUCAAACCAAGCAGCAUUUUGCGCUGAAAUGCCGAUUGCAGUAGAUUGUUACAGAAAGGUUCAGAUGGAAUGUCCAGUUAUUGACUUGAACAGUACAAUUGAAAUGUAUUCUUCGCUAGUGGUUCAAACAUGCGGUGGUGGAGGAGGUGGAAAUUCAAAUGGCUGUUUUCAGAAAGUUUUCGAGUGUUCAAACUAUUCAACCGAGAUUGCAGAUGCUGUACUUUCCAUAGAUUUCACAGAUGAAUCGGCUGUACAAAGUCUAUCUACAACGAUGUGCCCUACAUUUAGUAAGAUCACUAGGUGUUACAGUGAACUGACACUUAUGUGUCCCGACCCAGCUUUCGCGAAUGUCACGUCUAGCUUAGAUGCUGUUAAACCAACGAUUGAACAAGUUUGUGGAAACGAUACAGGCACGCAAAAUGGUUGUCUGCAGAAAUCUGUUGAGUGUAGUAGCGUUUCACGGAAUAUAUUAUCCAUCGAUUUUUCGGAUAUGUCAGCAAUACAAAACUUGACGCCCAUGAUUUGCUCUGCAAUGACGAACUUGACUACAUGUUAUAAUCAGUUACAACAAGAAUGCCCAAACUUAAUGCCCGCGAACGCUACAUCACCCAUAGAUGCCCUGAAACCAAUGCUUGACCAAAUGUGUGGAGCAGGAGGAAACUGUCUGGGGUGUGGCACACCGUUUAUGGCUUCUGGCUGCCAAAAUACCUCUCAGGACGAUUAUGAGGGUACAUAUAGAUGUUGCGGUGUUUCCCAUGAGAUGCUUAAUUGUUUUAAAAGAAAUCAAUGCACACAGAUGCCAAUGUUCGGGGAUAUUCAACUCUUUCAAUUAGCUUUAGAACGACAGUGUUCUGGAUACCAAGAGUAUUGCCCUGGUCUCAAUGCUUGUUUAAGCCCUUUCAGUACAAACCUGGAUUUAUACACAGUCUGCCCACGAAUAAACAGUUUUAUGACGUGUGUGAAUACAGCUUGCAAAGAUAAACCAAAAGUAGGAGACCUGACAAUUAUGAAAAUUAUGCCUCUGUAUCAACAAAUAUGCACUGGUUUGAGUGCCUACCCAGCCAUAGGUACCUGUCAGACAUUUGGUACAUGUACACAGAAUGGCGUCUCUGCUUUAAUAGCCGAACCAAUAACACUCAAGUCAAUCUCUGCUGUUGGUAAUCCUGAACACUGGUGCAAAAUGGCUAAAGGUAUAUCUAAAUGUGUAUCAGCUUCAACUACACCUUGUAAUCUAGGAGGAAAUAGUGUGACUGAUGCAGCAGCUAUAAAGACAUCUACUGAUGCAAUAUGUAAUGGCGUUAGAAAUCCUUGUCCAGGAGUAGCAGGAUGUUUGGUCACGUUGGGAAGCGGCGGAUCCCUGGUGCAAUCAUGUCCUAAUAUUCCGGCCUUUGUAACAUGUGUUACUACAGCUUUAGACACUUGUGGUGAAUCAAGUAAAGUGAAGGCCAGUUAUAGUUUAGUUGAUAUUCAAAAAUUGUUUACACAGUCUUGUACAGUGUUUCCAAAUUUUGCGAUCUGCCAGCAAGCAUCAGUCUGUAUGCAGAUUGACCUACCCUCGGGUGUUGCCGAGAUCACGGACAAAGUCUCCGACCAAACAUUCUGGUGCAACUCACUUAAAUCAAUACUGAAGUGUACGACUGGAUAUAGUCAAACUUGUAACCAAACAGCUACUGUGACCCAAACUCUAACCAAUUUGCUCAACCAGGUUAAAGUUCACUGUCCAGAUGAAGGUGGUUUUGAAGAAACAACAACAGUUGUUACCACUGGAGAAGGCAAUACAGCCAUUUCAGUGCAGUCCAGUUUAAUGUUAGUGCUGGUGGUAUCCUUUGUUACCAGCCUUUAUUAAAAUAACAAGUUUGUCCAAAAUAACUGUUUUUAUCACCCAAUAAUACAUUAUACAGUAGAUAUCGCUUGUGUGAUAAAUAUCAUAAUCUACUGCGAUAUCUCCUUUACAUGAAUUUCAUUGGUCAUUUAAAAAGGAACUACUUUUUUGUAUUUUCGAAGAGCAGUUCAUUUUUUAUUAAAAUUAACUUCUUUUUUAUUAAAAAUGCAUGUAAGAAAGGAUUGGGUGAUAAAUAAAAUUCCUACUGGUCUUUUUUAUAUCAAAAAAUAUCAACACUCGUCGAUAAAGUAAAAAAAAACCCCAAAAAACCGAAGAUCUGUAAAAAAAAGACUCGUAGGCAGGAGAUUCUCUAUAUCUGCAGCUUUCAUAAAUUUUGAUAAGUGUAAAAUGAAGAUUAUAAAAUAGAUCGAUUUUUAAAUAAUCUUUUGAAAUAUAAGUGCUUUUGGUUGCGUAAAGUCCUUGUGUAAAUUUAACUACGGCUUUCGAAUGUUGAGGCUUUAUAUACCAGUAUUUUGUUAUUGUAUAGCAUCUAUAUGUUGUGUAUGCGUGUAUUUUUAUAGUGUGUAUACCACAAUGCUUAUUAUAAUCUUGCUUCUGUAAACAUACAAUCCACCAGAUAUAUGUAUCCUGUGAUAAAACUGUUCUGUUGCUCAAUUUUGGAAUUCUCCCAAUAAUGAUAAUUAUCUGUUAUGGUUUAUUUUGACUUUAACAUAUUUUGAUACAAUAGUUUUUUUCUUUAUAAUAUGUACAUGUGUUAAUAUUCUCGUAUAUUAUCGUUCGUUACCUCUGUCUGUCGGGCCGUCAAACUUCUGGACCAGUUGGGGUUGAAUUUAGAGUUAUUGCCUUUGUCACCAAUCACCUGUAAUCAAAGUCAAUGUUUUCAAAACAUUAAAGUGACGACAACAUCAGGACGACUAAGCUGUGGGGGGGGGGGGGUAAGGUUUUAAUAUCUGGCAACAUAUGUUUCUAAUAAAACGAAUUCUAAGA